AGCAGAAAACAAAAAGCAUAGGAGAGCAGAGAGACCUAGAUCAAAAUCAUCAGUGUUCAAUCUUCGUUCCCUACAAGCACAUCGAAGCAGCUAGAGAACCCUAAUCAAGAAAUGCAUUUUGGAGAGAGCCCAAUUGAUCAAGAAGACACAGAAAAAUUAGGAAAUGUCGAAACUUGAAACCCUAACAAAGGUAGAAUCAACGAAGAUGGUGAAAUUGUAAAGGCGGAGAGAGAGAGAGAGAGAGAGAGAUAGAGGAGUUCUGGUAUUUGGUCGAUGGUCUCAUGGGUGCUGCGGGUUCGAAGCUCGAGAAAGCUCUCGGAGACCAAUUUCCAGAAGGCGAGCGCUACUUCGGCCUCGAGAAUUUCGGCAACACUUGCUACUGCAACAGCGUCUUGCAGGCUCUUUAUUUCUGUGUUCCAUUCCGUGAACAGUUACUAGAUUAUUAUGCAAAUAGUAAAAAUCCAGCAGAUGCAGAAGAGAAUCUUCUUACUUGUUUGGCAGAAUUAUUUACACAGAUAAAUUCACAGAAGAAGAAAACAGGUGUAAUUGCUCCAAAACGCUUUGUACAAAGAGUGAAGAAACAAAAUGAGCUUUUUCGUGGCUACAUGCAUCAGGAUGCUCAUGAAUUUUUGAACUUCUUGUUAAAUGAACUUGUUGACAUAAUGGAGAAAGAGUCCCAUGCUGUGAAAAGUUCUUCAGAAACUCCUUCACCUUCUGAAAAGAUAGCAAAUGGACCUAAGAAUGCUCAGGCUAAUGGUGUUAAGAAAGAGCCAUUAGUUACCUGGGUUCACAAAAGUUUUCAGGGUAUUCUUACCAAUGAAACAAGGUGCCUAAGAUGUGAGACUGUAACCGCAAGGGAUGAGACAUUCUUAGAUUUGAGCCUUGAUAUUGAACAGAACAGUUCAAUAACGAGCUGCCUCAAAAAUUUCAGUUCGACAGAAACUCUGAAUGCUGAAGAUAAAUUCUUCUGUGACAAGUGCUGCAGUUUACAAGAAGCCCAAAAGAGGAUGAAGAUAAAGAAACCACCUCAGGUCCUAGUUAUUCAUCUGAAACGUUUUAAGUACAUGGAACAGCUUGGUCGGUACAAGAAGUUGUCUUAUCGCGUUGUGUUCCCACUUGAGCUGAAACUGAGCAGCACCAUGGAAGAUACCGACUCUGAGUACUCCUUAUUUGCCGUUGUUGUCCAUGUUGGGAGUGGGCCCAACCAUGGGCACUAUGUCAGCCUUGUGAAGAGCCAUAACCAUUGGUUGUUCUUCGAUGAUGAGAAUGUAGAGAUGAUUGAUGAGUCUGCUGUCCAAACUUUCUUCGGAUCCGCUCAGGAGUAUUCGAGUAACACGGAUCACGGGUACAUCCUCUUUUAUGAGAGUCUUGCUGCUAAUGGAAAAAGUUAAAUAUGCUUCAGAUUAUCUUUUCAUUUCUGUUUUUCUUUGUCGACGCAUAGUAUCUCUGAACUUUCUGUUUCCCUGGACUAGGGUUUUGGUGUACAGUGGAUGGUGGAAAAAAAUUCCAUCCUUUCGGUUGUUUUAUUUUUUUUUACCAAUAAAAGGGGUGUAAAUUUUAAUAAUAGGAGUUUCAGAGAAUGUGGAGUUUUAACUUUGCAAAGAUUAGUACACUUUACAGAAAUGCACAACACAAUUGUACUAGAUCUCCUUUCUUGUAUGAAUUUGAAAUUCUAUGGUAAUAAGUUUCCCUGAACUAGGAAACUUUUAGUUAUACA
Messenger RNA from Camellia sinensis, 1717 nucleotides. The record is from RefSeq and is a predicted model, not a curated record. NCBI's taxonomy places the organism in Eukaryota, Viridiplantae, Streptophyta, Magnoliopsida, Ericales, Theaceae.